Sungouiella intermedia is the source of this 645-nucleotide messenger RNA. The record is from the annotation of a GenBank genome assembly. NCBI's taxonomy places the organism in Eukaryota, Fungi, Ascomycota, Pichiomycetes, Serinales, Metschnikowiaceae.
AUGUCCACACGAAACAAGACAUUAUUGAAGGUCAUCAUCUUAGGCGACUCGGGUGUCGGUAAGACAUCUCUUAUGCAGCAAUUUGUUAAUAACAAGUUCUCGCACCAGUACAAGGCCACUAUCGGAGCCGACUUUUUGACUAAGGACUUGGUCAUCGACAACAAGACAGUAUCGUUGCAAAUUUGGGACACCGCAGGUCAAGAACGAUUCCAGAGCUUAGGAGUUGCGUUCUACAGAGGUGCAGAUUGUUGUGUAUUGUGUUACGACGUUACUAAUGAGAAGUCGUUGAACAACUUGGCACUGUGGAAAGACGAGUUUUUAAUCCAACUGAAUGUGCUGAACCCACAGAACUUCCCAUUCAUUAUAAUAGGGAAUAAGAUUGAUGUGGAUGAAAGCAAGAAGAUCCCGUCCUUGUCGAAGAAGUUGCUCAACAUUACCAACAACCAAUUGGGUGGCCUGCACUAUCCUGUUUUCGAGACUAGUGCUAAGGACUCAAUCAAUGUGGAAACCGCCUUUGAAGUGAUCGCCAAGAUGGCGUUGCAACAGGAAGAGUUGAACGAGGGUGCCAGAAAUGACAUCAAUGACGAUUACAAUGAUGCAAUCAACAUCCACUUGGAUAAUGACGCCGGGGGAUGUGCAUGUUAG